Messenger RNA from Closterium sp. NIES-65, 573 nucleotides. The record is from the annotation of a GenBank genome assembly. Lineage: Eukaryota; Viridiplantae; Streptophyta; Zygnematophyceae; Desmidiales; Closteriaceae.
AUGACAGAGUGUCGUGGCCCCGUCGACACCCCCCGCGGCCCCGUCGCCGCCCUUCUCGGCCCCUCGCGGCCCCUUCACGGCCCCGUUGCCGCCCCUUUCAGGCCCCUCGCGGCCCCUUCGCGGCCCGUCGCCGCCCUUCCAGGCCCCUCGCGGCCCCUUCGCGGCCCCUCCGCCGCCCCUAUCGGCCCCGUCGCCGCCGCCAGCGGCCCCGUCGCCGACCUCUCAAACCCCUCGCGGCCCCUUCGCGGCCCCGUCGCCGCCCCUAUCGGCCCCGUCGCCGCCGCCAGCGGCCCCGUCGCCGCCCCUAACGGCCCCGUCGCCGCCCCUAUUGGCCCCGUCGCCGCCGCCAGCGGCCCCGUCGCCGCCAGCGGCCCCGUCGCCGACCCUAGCGGCCCCGUCGCCGCCCCUAUCGGCCCCGUCGCCGCCUCCAGCGGCCCCGUCGCCGCCACUUGCGGCCCCGUCGCCGCCCCUUUCGGCCCCUCCUCGACCCUGCCCCGGCCCCGCCCCGGCCAUGCCCCGUCGCCAGCCGCGGCGCACCAGGGGCACGGUCUGGGGGUGGCGAGUAGGGGGUGA